AUGCAAGAUAGCUUGCGUUGCAAGAUCAAAGAAACUUCUGUAUAUGAAGAUGGGAAGGCUAGAAAAUUCUUAAGAAUGUCCGAUACUCCUUUGGACAAGCAAACAUCAGCAAACUCGUCUUCCCCAUCCACACCAUCUGAAUCUUCACCACGUGAUCCAGGAUCCGCCAACCUUUCUUCCUUCUGUGCGUUUUUGGACCAGCAAACCACCCCUCAGUCUCCAUCCAAGUCGAGACGUGUAUCCAGACCUUCCCCUCCUCGAACCAGAUCCCAGUCCGUUCCCAAUGCUACAAUUCUAACAACUACCAAACCAGUACCAAUCACACCGUCGACGACCAUUAUAUCCGCUACCAAACCGUAUCACCAAAUCAAGGACAAAUCAUAA
This is a messenger RNA of Lottia gigantea (owl limpet), 384 nucleotides long. RefSeq lists its product as hypothetical. The record is from RefSeq and is a predicted model, not a curated record. The transcript is spliced from 3 exons. Bases 1 to 384 code for a protein of 127 amino acids. Lineage: Eukaryota; Metazoa; Mollusca; Gastropoda; Lottiidae.